AUGACGCUCGCCCGCUUCGUGGUAGCUCUGGUUUUAGGGGCGCUCCCCGAAGUGGUCGGCUUUGAUCUAGUCCUCAGGUAUCCCCUCCACCACCGUUAUCGCCAUUCGCUCCCUCCGGGUCCCCCGCACCCUUACUACCUUCCCACCCAGCAGCGGCAACAGAGGACGCCUCCGUCGCCCUCUCUCCCGCGCGUCCCGCGCGUCCCGCGCCCCCCGCCCGCGCUCCAUGCCCAGCGCCUGCACGCCCUCCAUGCCGGGCGCACGCCCGGGCCGCACCCCGGGGACUGCCCGGCCGGCGAGCCCUGGGUCAACGUGACGGACUUCGGCGCCCCGUGUCUGCUCUGGGCAGAGGUGCCACCCUUCCUCGAACGGUCGCCCCCGGCGAGCUGGGCUCAGCUGCGAGGGCAGCGCCACAACUUCUGCCGGAGCCCGGACGGCGCGGGCAGACCCUGGUGCUUCUAUGGGAACGCCCACGGCAAGGUGGACUGGGGCUACUGCGACUGCAGACACGGGUCAGUACGACUUCGAGGUGGCAAAAAUGAGUUUGAAGGCACAGUGGAAAUCUAUGUGAAUGGAGUUUGGGGCACAGUGUGUAGCAGCCACUGGGAUGAUUCCGAUGCAUCAGUCAUUUGUCACCAGCUGCAGCAGGGAGGAAAAGGAGUAGCAAAACAAACCCCGUUUUCUGGACUGGGCCUUAUUCCCAUUUAUUGGAGCAAUGUCCGUUGCCGAGGAGAUGAAGAAAAUAUACUGCUUUGUGAAAAAGACAUCUGGCAGGGUGGGGUGUGUCCUCAGAAGAUGGCAGCUGCUGUCACAUGUAGCUUUUCCCAUGGCCCAGCGUUUCCUGUCAUACGCCUCGUGGGUGGGAGCAGCGCCCGGGAAGGCCGAGUGGAGCUCUACCAUGCUGGUCAGUGGGGGACUGUCUGUGAUGACCACUGGGAUGAAGCAGAUGCAGAAGUGAUCUGCAGGCAGCUGGGCCUGAGUGGCAUUGCCAAAGCAUGGAACCAGGCAUAUUUUGGGGAAGGCUCUGGUCCAAUAAUGUUGGAUGAGGUACGCUGUACUGGGAAUGAGCUUUCUAUUGAACAAUGUCCAAAGAGUUCCUGGGGAGAGCAUAACUGUGACCAUAAAGAAGAUGCUGGAGUGUCAUGUACCCCUCUGACAGAUGGGGUCAUCAGACUUGGAGGUGGUAAAGGCAGCCAUGAGGGUCGCCUGGAGGUGUAUUAUAGGGGACGGUGGGGGACUGUCUGCGAUGAUGGCUGGACUGAGCUGAAUACAUAUGUGGUUUGCCGACAACUGGGAUUUAAAUAUGGCAAACAAGCCUCUGCAAACCACUUUGAAGAAAGCACAGGGCCCAUAUGGUUGGAUGAUGUCAGCUGCUCCGGAAAGGAAACAAGUUUCACUCAGUGUUCCCGGAGGCAGUGGGGAAAGCAUGACUGCAGCCAUCGGGAAGAUGUUGGUAUCACCUGCUACCCUGGUGGCAAUGGACACAGACUAUCACUGGGUUUUCCUAUCAGACUGAUGGAUGGAGAAAAUAAGAAAGAAGGACGAGUGGAGGUUUUCAUCAAUGGCCAGUGGGGAACAAUUUGUGAUGAUGGGUGGACUGAUAAGGACGCAACUGUGAUUUGUCGCCAGCUUGGCUACAAGGGCCCUGCCAGAGCAAGAACCAUGGCUUACUUUGGGGAAGGGAAAGGCCCCAUCCAUGUGGAUAAUGUGAAGUGCACAGGAAAUGAGCGGUCCCUAGCUGACUGUAUCAAACAAGAUAUUGGAAGACAUAACUGCCGCCACAGUGAAGAUGCAGGGGUCAUUUGUGAUUAUUUUGGCAAGAAGGCAACAGGUAACAGUAAUAAAGAAUCCCUCUCAUCUGUUUGUGGUUUGAGAUUACUGCACCGUCGGCAGAAGCGGAUCAUUGGUGGGAAAAAUUCUUUAAGGGGUGGUUGGCCUUGGCAAGUGUCCCUCCGGCUUAAGUCAUCCCAUGGAGAUGGCAGGCUCCUUUGUGGGGCCACACUCUUGAGUAGCUGCUGGGUCCUUACAGCAGCACACUGCUUCAAGAGGUAUGGUAACAGUACAAGGAGCUAUGCUGUUCGGGUUGGGGAUUAUCAUACUCUGGUGCCAGAAGAGUUUGAAGAAGAAAUUGGAGUUCAGCAGAUUGUGAUUCAUCGGGAGUAUCGACCUGACAGCAGUGACUACGACAUCGCCCUGGUUAGAUUAGAAGGACCAGAAGAGCAGUGUGUCAGAUUUAGCAGCCAUGUUUUGCCGGCCUGUUUGCCACUCCGGAGAGAGAGGCCACAGAAAACCGCCUCCAAUUGUUACAUAACAGGAUGGGGAGACACGGGACGAGCCUAUUCAAGAACUCUACAACAAGCAGCCAUCCCCUUACUUCCCAAGAGGUUUUGUGAAGAACGUUACAAGGGUCGGUUUACAGGAAGGAUGCUUUGCGCUGGAAAUCUACAUGAACACAAACGUGUUGACAGCUGCCAGGGAGACAGCGGAGGACCACUCAUGUGUGUUCGGUCAGGAGAGAGUUGGGUUGUGUAUGGGGUGACCUCCUGGGGGUAUGGCUGUGGAGUCAAGGAUUCACCUGGUGUCUAUACCAAAGUCUCAGCCUUUGUACCUUGGAUAAAAAGCGUCACCAAAUUGUAG
Messenger RNA from Puma concolor (puma), 2637 nucleotides. RefSeq names its product serine protease 12 (gene PRSS12). Gene Ontology annotation, molecular function: serine-type endopeptidase activity. The record is from RefSeq and is a predicted model, not a curated record. Gene Ontology annotation, biological process: proteolysis. Lineage: Eukaryota; Metazoa; Chordata; Mammalia; Carnivora; Felidae. Gene Ontology annotation, cellular component: membrane.